Spea bombifrons (plains spadefoot toad) is the source of this 1302-nucleotide messenger RNA. RefSeq names its product aldo-keto reductase family 7 member A2 (gene AKR7A2). The transcript has 7 exons. Lineage: Eukaryota; Metazoa; Chordata; Amphibia; Anura; Pelobatidae. The record is from RefSeq and is a predicted model, not a curated record. Bases 25 to 1080 code for a protein of 351 amino acids.
GCUGCAGCGCAUGCGCGCUCCGUUAUGCUGCUUUCCUCCCGUGUGGCUCCGCAGUCGGUGCCGCUGCUUCGGGCUCUCAUGUCUCGCUCUCCCCCCACCGCGCCUCCCCCGCCGGGGCCCAGGCUGCCCGGCACCGUGCUGGGGACCAUGGAGUUUGGUCGCCGCAUGGAUGUGCAGGCCAGCGGGGAGGCGGUACGCGAGUUCGCCCGACGCGGUCACCACGAGCUGGACACGGCCUACAUGUACGGAGACGGCGACACCGAGCUGGUGCUGGGGCGCUUGGGCCUCGGGCCGGAAGUGAAGUUGGCCACGAAGGCUAACCCCUGGGAGGGCAAGAGCUUGAGAGCGGAGAGCGUCCGCCAACAGCUCGAGACCUCCCUCCAGCGCCUGCAGACCCCCAGUGUCCAUCUGUUUUAUCUGCAUGCCCCCGAUCACCAGACCCCGGUGGAGGACACGCUGGCCGCCUGCCAGGAGCUGUAUAAGGAGGGCAAGUUUAAGGAGUUGGGUCUCUCCAACUACGCGUCGUGGGAAGUCAUGGAAGUUUAUUCCAUUUGCAAGCACAGGAAUUGGGUGCUGCCCACCGUGUACCAGGGCAUGUACAACGCAACUACGAGACAGGUGGAGACCGAGCUGCUGCCCUGCCUGAGACAGCUCGGGAUGAGGUUCUACGCCUACAACCCUCUGGCCGGGGGGCUCCUCACCGGCAAAUACAGAUUUGAAGAUAAGGAUAAGGAGCAGACGCCCUCCAGAUUUUUUGGAAACAGCUGGGCUGAAACCUACAGGAACAGAUACUGGAAGAAGCAUCACUUUCAAGCGAUCGAUGUGAUCCAGCGAGCCCUGGAUGAGGCGUAUGGUGCUGACAGACCCAGCCUGACCUCUGCAGCCCUCCGCUGGAUGUACCAUCACUCACAGCUACAGGGUAGCCGAGGAGACGCGGUAAUCCUGGGAAUGUCGAGCAUGGAGCAGCUCGUCCAGAAUUUGGAUGGAGCCGAGGAGGGUCCGCUGCUCCCCUCCGUGGUCUCCGCUUUCGCCGAGGCCUGGAAUCUGGUCGCUCACGACUGUCCCAACUACUUUCGCUAGGAAUACCCACAGCCAAGGAAACGAAGCCAUAAGCACUUACUGUGAUUAUUCCACGUGAUUUCCACUCAUCGGCACCAAGAAAAACGGGCUGUCCGUAUUCCCAAAGGCUCGUACCCGCCUAUCUGGGGUUUGCGGCACCGGACGUGGCGCGGGGUCUGCGCAAAGGCGCCUGUGCCUUGAAAAUAUUGUAAAUCAAAUCCAAAUAAAGCAUUUCCAAGUAAA